Molecule: messenger RNA, 447 nt
Organism: Oldenlandia corymbosa var. corymbosa
Lineage: Eukaryota; Viridiplantae; Streptophyta; Magnoliopsida; Gentianales; Rubiaceae
Source: the annotation of a GenBank genome assembly
AUGAGCCAUAGCCGACUUCUGGUGCUGUCUUCACACUUGUCAGGUUCAUCCAUGGCUUCUGAAAAAGAAGCUGCCCAGGCAGCAGCCAACGUACCCGCCGAUUCCCCUACUAUAUUUGACAAGAUAAUCAAAAAGGAAAUACCAGCAAACAUUGUUUACGAGGAUGACGAGGUUUUGGCUUUUAGAGACAUAAGUCCUCAAGCACCUGUACACAUUCUUCUUAUACCUAAAGUAAAAGAUGGCCUAAGCGGAGUCUCAAAGGCUAAGGAGCGGCAUGUCCAGAUUCUUGGACGCCUCAUGUACACUGCAAAACUUGUUGCGAAACAAGAAGGUCUUGAAGACGGCUUCAGACUUGUCAUUAACGAUGGGCUGAAUGGAUGUCAAUCUGUUUAUCACCUUCACAUACACCUUCUUGGAGGACGGCAAAUGAAUUGGCCACCUGGCUAA